UUGUUACACAGGAACGAGUAGCGCCUCUCGCCCUACGCUACGCCGCCGUUGCCCGAUUAGGGCAGCCCUUAGUAUCCCAAAACCGCCGUCGUCGGAGGACGGAGACUGUCGGACGAGUCGUCGGGAGGCGUUGGUUACGCACGAAAGGAAAUCGAGACGUAGUUUGAAAGAGGUGCAUAGCCAUGGCCGCUGCUUGUGACUUUACAGCGGCAAAUUUCUUACGAGGUUCCUAUAGACAGAAUCUGGUUUUGCCUAGACAUUCUUCGAGGCAGUCGAAUAGGUUACUUUGGGGAGCAGUGCCAAAGAGGAAUCCAUCUCUAAGAAUUUCUCGUAGAGGAAGUGCAUCAGAGCCAUGGAAAGUGAGAGCAGUUGUAAGCAGUCCGGUGGGGGACAAAUCGAAGAUGGAUAGAAGUAUUGCAGAAAACGUUGUCCAUUUUUACAGGAUUCCAUUAAUUCAGGAAAGUGCGACAGCCGAGCUUCUCAAAUUGGCUCAGACCAAAGUGUCAAACCAAAUAAUUGGUUUGAAGACAGAGCAGUGCUUCAAUAUUGGGGUAAACAGCAAUCUAUCUAACGAAAAGCUUUCAGUGCUGAAGUGGCUUCUUGGGGAGACUUAUGAGCCUGAUAAUCUUGGCGCCGAGAGUUUUCUAAGUGAGGAGAUGAAAGGGAACAUCAACACUGUUCUGAUUGAAGUUGGUCCGAGGCUGUCAUUCACCACGGCAUGGUCUGCUAACGCUGUAUCAAUUUGCCAAGCUUGUGGUUUGACAGAAGUAAGCAGAUUGGAGCGAUCGAGGAGGUACUUGUUGUACGUUGCUGCUGGAAGUGCGCCAUUGUCGGAGGUUCAAGUCAAUGAGUUUGCUUCUUUGGUGCAUGACAGGAUGACUGAAUUUGUUUACAGUCAGAAGCUCAUAUCCUUCGAGACAACUUUAGUCCCUGAGGAAGUUCGUUAUAUACCGGUCAUGGAAAAGGGCCGUAAGGCACUAGAGGAGAUAAACGAAGAAAUGGGCUUAGCUUUCGACGAGCAAGAUUUGCAGUAUUACACAAAGCUUUUCAUGGAAGACAUUAAACGCAAUCCAACAAACGUUGAAUUGUUCGACAUUGCCCAGUCCAACAGUGAACACAGCCGUCACUGGUUUUUUACAGGGAAUCUUGUUAUAGACGGUCAGCCUGUGGAUAGAACUCUGAUGCAGAUUGUUAAAAGCACUCUGCAAGCGAACCCGAACAACUCAGUCAUCGGCUUCAAGGACAACUCCAGUGCGAUUAGGGGUUUUCAAGUAAAUCAGCUGCGGCCAAUCCAUCCAGGUGUAUCAUGUCCGCUAGAUCUAACUAUUCGUGACCUUGAUAUUUUAUUUACUGCCGAGACCCACAAUUUCCCUUGCGCCGUGGCUCCUUAUCCGGGUGCUGAGACAGGUGCUGGAGGCAGGAUAAGAGAUACACACGCAACUGGUCGGGGUUCGUUUGUCGUGGCAUCUACAGCCGGUUACUGUGUUGGAAAUCUUAACAUCGAAGGUUCUUUUGCUCCAUGGGAGGAUGCAUCUUUUUCUUAUCCUGCAAAUUUGGCUUCGCCGCUUCAGAUUCUCAUCGACUCCAGCAAUGGCGCAUCGGACUACGGAAACAAAUUUGGGGAGCCACUGAUACAGGGUUACACAAGAACUUUCGGGAUGAGGCUUCCAUGCGGCGAAAGGCGAGAGUGGUUGAAGCCAAUAAUGUUCAGCGGAGGUAUAGGUCAGAUCGAUCACACUCACAUAACAAAGGGAGAUCCAGAAAUUGGGAUGCUAGUAGUCAAAAUUGGCGGGCCAGCGUACCGUAUCGGAAUGGGUGGCGGUGCUGCAUCGAGCAUGGUUAGCGGCCAAAACGCUGCCGACCUUGAUUUCAACGCCGUACAGCGCGGAGACGCAGAGAUGGCGCAGAAGUUGUACCGAGUUGUUCGUGCUUGUGUCGAGAUGGGACUGAACAAUCCCAUCGUUAGCAUUCAUGAUCAGGGCGCUGGCGGAAACUGUAACGUCGUCAAGGAAAUAAUACAUCCGAAAGGUGCUACCAUCGAUAUCAGGGCAGUUGUAGUUGGCGAUCACACGAUGUCGGUUUUGGAGAUAUGGGGAGCAGAGUACCAGGAGCAAGACGCGAUUCUAGUUAAGCCUGAAUGCCGAGACCUUUUGGAAUGGAUAUGUCAAAGGGAAAGAGUCUCGAUGGCUGUCAUCGGUUCUAUUAGCGGCGAUGGACGGAUUGUUCUUGUCGAUAGUUUAUCGCCGGAAAAACCGCCUGCAGUCGAUCUUGAGCUUGAAAAGGUGCUCGGCGACAUGCCCAAGAAAACUUUUGAAUUCCACCGGAUUUCUAAUACCAGAGAGCCUCUCGACAUUGCUCCGAGUAUCUCUGUUAUGGAUUCCCUGAAACGAGUUUUGAGGCUUCCUUCGGUUGCUUCUAAACGAUUUUUGACGACUAAAGUUGAUAGGUGCGUGACGGGUCUUGUGGCGCAGCAGCAAACUGUAGGUCCGUUGCAGAUCACACUUUCCGAUGUCGCCGUAAUUGCUCAAAGUUAUACGGACAUUACGGGGGGAGCUUGUUCGAUCGGCGAGCAGCCUAUCAAAGGUCUUUUAAACCCGAAGGCUAUGGCGAGGUUAGCCGUGGGAGAAGCUUUGACGAAUCUUGUGUGGGCUCGGGUUACGUCUCUUUCUGAUGUGAAGGCUAGCGGCAAUUGGAUGUACGCCGCGAAAAUGGAUGGAGAAGGCGCGGAUAUGUACGACGCAGCUGUCGCUCUUUCAGAAGCUAUGAUCGAACUCGGCAUUGCUAUCGACGGCGGCAAAGAUAGUCUUUCGAUGGCGGCGCAUUCGUCCGGGGAAGUUGUCAAGGCUCCAGGAAAUCUGGUAAUCAGCACUUACGUCACCUGCCCGGAUAUAACAAAGACUGUGACACCUGAUUUGAAGCUUGGAGACGACGGUCUUCUUCUUCACAUUGAUUUGGCGAAAGGGAAGCGUCGUCUCGGCGGAUCUGCUCUUGCUCAAGUGUUUGAUCAGAUCGGUGACGAGUCUCCCGAUCUCGACGAUGUUCCCUAUCUUAAAAAGGUUUUCAACGCCGUACAGGAUUUGAUCGAGGAAGAACUGAUCUCAGCUGGUCACGACGUUAGCGAUGGAGGAUUGCUUAUCACUGUGCUCGAGAUGGCGUUUGCAGGGAACUGCGGCGUUAAUUUGAAUCUGAAUUCGCCCGGGGACUGUAACAUAUUCCAGACACUUUUCGCCGAGGAACUCGGCGUCGUUCUUGAAGUCGGAAAACAGAAUCUUGAUUUGGUGAUGGGGAAGCUUUCGGCUGCCGGAGUAUCUGCGGAUUUGAUCGGGGAAGUAGCUACUGAACCCAAAGUAACACUCGUAGUCGACGGCGUCAGCCAUUUAGUCGAAGAAACGGCGCAAUUACGAGACAUGUGGGAGGAAACCAGCUUUCACCUCGAAAAAUUUCAGAGGUUAGCGUCAUGCGUCGAGCAAGAGAGGGAAGGUUUGAGAAGUCGCCGCGAGCCUUCUUGGGAGCUUUCCUACACGCCAACGUAUACGGAUGAGAAAUAUUUGUCCGCGACUUCGAAACCAAGGGUUGCGAUAAUUCGCGAGGAAGGCAGCAACGGCGAUCGAGAAAUGUCUGCUGCUUUCCACGCCGCAGGUUUCGAGCCGUGGGACGUGACCAUGUCUGAUAUGCUCGACGGUACCGUCUCACUCCACAAUUUUAGGGGGAUCGCCUUUGUCGGAGGAUUCAGCUACGCAGAUGUGCUCGAUUCUGCGAAAGGGUGGGCAGCGUCGAUAAGAUUCAACAAGCCUUUGUUGAAUCAAUUUCAAGAAUUUUACGAUCGAACAGAUACUUUCAGUUUAGGGGUUUGCAAUGGCUGUCAGCUCAUGGCUCUUUUAGGUUGGGUCCCCGGACCCGAAACCGGGGGAGUUCUUGGCGAGAAGGGAGAUCAAUCGCAGCCGAGAUUCAUCCACAACGAAUCCGGAAGAUUCGAGUGUCGUUUCACGAGCGUGAAAAUCGACAAGUCGCCGGCGCUGAUGUUCAAAGGAAUGGAAGGGAGUUCGAUGGGGGUGUGGGCUGCACACGGCGAGGGAAGAGCUUACUUCCCCGAUAACGACGUCUUCGACAGCGUCGUAAAAUCGAAUUUGGUCCCUGUUCGAUACUGCGACGAUGACGGUAACCCCACGGAAGUCUAUCCCUUCAACGUGAACGGAUCUCCUUUAGGCGUGGCAGCGAUUUGCUCGCCGGACGGGAGGCAUCUCGCGAUGAUGCCUCAUCCCGAACGUUGCUUCUUGAUGUGGCAGUACCCGUGGUAUCCAAAGAAUUGGAAUGUCGACAAGAAUGGCCCGAGUCCCUGGCUUCGUAUGUUCCAAAAUGCUCGGGAAUGGUGCUCGUGAGAUUCGACGACAUUUUACAUAGGCACGACCGUGGUGUGUUAUUUAAGGCUUCUUAUAUCGCAACGAGGUAAAUUACGCUACGGUCUCUUUAAUUUAUGAAAUGUGCAAUUGUUAGUUAUCGUUCGAUAGAUCAUAAAGUUUAUGUUUUGAGAUGCAUCGGUUUUUGACUUAAAUAAGAUACUUUCGUCGUUUUUGUGGAAUCGAAUUUGGUUCUUCGGUAUGUUAAAAGCUCGAUCUUUUAUUUGUA
Andrographis paniculata is the source of this 4626-nucleotide messenger RNA. RefSeq names its product probable phosphoribosylformylglycinamidine synthase, chloroplastic/mitochondrial. The record is from RefSeq and is a predicted model, not a curated record. The transcript is spliced from 4 exons. Gene Ontology annotation, biological process: 'de novo' IMP biosynthetic process. Gene Ontology annotation, molecular function: phosphoribosylformylglycinamidine synthase activity. Bases 183 to 4379 code for a protein of 1398 amino acids. Lineage: Eukaryota; Viridiplantae; Streptophyta; Magnoliopsida; Lamiales; Acanthaceae.